UCGUGAAGAAACCUGCAUACCAAAGAAUUUUCUUAAUUUACUGCGUGCGUGAAGUCUGCCAAAGUCUGCCAAUCUGCAUUGGGCCAGCGUGAUGGACUAUUGGACCUCUAUAACCCCUCUCAUUCUGAGAGGAGACUCGAGCUCAACAGUGAGCCGAAUAUGGGUUGAUAAUGAUACGAGUAAUUGUUUAUUCUUAAGUUAUCAACAAACCAAGGUAAAGGAGCAACCAAGUAACCCAUUUUAGAUGGUGAAGUUAUGGAGUCUCUUGGUGCUGAUCAGCACCGCAGCAUGCCAGCAUGUCGCUCAGCCGGAAGUGCCCGAGCCCCCGGUGCUGGACCCCGACGAGUGGUGGGGUCCGGAGGACACGCGGUACACAUGCAAUACAACGAUCAGACCAUUCACUGUUAAAUUCCUGCCAGAGAUGAUUAACGAUCUCAAAUCACGUCUUAGAAAUCACCGCGCCCUAGUUCCACCACUCCGAGGGGUCGGCUUCCAGUACGGCUUCAACCAGCAACAGAUAGACCCCUGGGUGCAGUACUGGACGGAGCAGUACGACUUUAAGCAGAGAGAGAAGUUUCUGAACAAGUUCCCACAGUACAAAACGAACAUUCAGGGUCUCGAUAUACACUUUAUCUGGGUGAAAUGUGGAAGGAUGCCUGCCGGUGUCACCUGCGUGCCACUGCUCCUCAUGCACAGCUGGCCUGGCUCGGUGCGCGAGUUUUACGAAGCUAUACCUCAUCUGACUACGCCGAGAGACGGUAUAGUCUUCGAAGUUAUAGCUCCGAGCAUGCCGGGAUUUGGCUUCUCAGAUGGAGCAGUUCGUCCUGGGCUGGGAUCAGCACAAAUAGGAGUGAUCUUCAAAAACCUGAUGAACAGACUCGGAUACAGGAAGUUUUACAUCCAGGGCGGCAACUGGGGUGCUGUCAUCGGCAACGCAAUGGCCACGAUGUUCCAGAAGGAAAUGCUGGGUCUUCAUUCCAACAUGCUUAUAUUAUUAGAGAACAACUGCGUAGAGCUACAAACCUUAAUAUCCGGCGUGAUGGCAGCCAUGCAGCUAAAGUCCCAUGAGUUCGACCAGAUGUCGGCGUUAAUUGUAGAGGAGACUGGUUAUAUUCAUUUAUUUGCUACUAAGCCCGAUACUGUAGGUAUCGGCCUCUCUGAUAGCCCAGUUGGUCUGAUGGCAUUCAUACUGGAGAAGUUUUCGACGUGGACGCAUAUAGAGGACCGCUCACUGAAGGAUGGCGGACUCUCGCUCCACUUCACCAGAGACCAACUGAUCGAUAAUCUCAUGAUUUACUGGAUCACCAACUGCAUAUCCACUUCAUUCAGAUUGUAUGCUGAAGCUUUCAGCAAUGCGUACCGAGCCUUAAGAAUUGAUGAUUUCCCUACAGUAGUACCGAUCUGGAAGCUAGAAGCGAUAAAUGAGGAGCUCUUCGUCCAGCCAGUGAACAAGAAGAAGUAUCCAAACCUGCUGAAAAUAACAAAAACUGCAUUUGGUGGUCACUUCUUUGCCUUCGAGAUGCCCAAAUUCUUCGCUCGAGAUGUCUUCAAGGCCGUCAUAGCUUUCAGGAAAUUCCAUGAAGAUAAUAAAAUUUGUAAAUUUUAAUUCUGUAUCAAUGUGGUAGUUUAUG
This is a messenger RNA of Bicyclus anynana (squinting bush brown), 1631 nucleotides long. RefSeq names its product juvenile hormone epoxide hydrolase-like. Bases 245 to 1606 code for a protein of 453 amino acids. The record is from RefSeq and is a predicted model, not a curated record. The transcript has 7 exons. Gene Ontology annotation, biological process: epoxide metabolic process. Gene Ontology annotation, molecular function: epoxide hydrolase activity. NCBI's taxonomy places the organism in Eukaryota, Metazoa, Arthropoda, Insecta, Lepidoptera, Nymphalidae.